AUGGGCUGCUGUCUCAGCGCCGGCAGCCGCAAUCGAGAGGCGGAGAACCGCCGCUCCAUGGACGGAGAGCCGCCGAUGACUCCGAGGGCGAUUCUCGAAGUCGAAACGGUGAAGGAGGUGCUGCUAGAGACGCCCGUUGCUCUGAAAUCCGACGGCGAGAAGCUCAAACCGAGAUCGCCGGAAAAUCAAGAAUCGCCGGCGGAAUUCCGGCAGGCGGCGGCAACAGCCGGGAGCCGCGACGCGCCGGGAAAUGACGCCGGAGACACGGCGUCGGAGAUCACCGAGUUGUCGGAGAUUGGGAACUACAGCGAGAGCCUGUCGGCGGCGGCGGCCGGAGACGAAGACGGCGUGGUUGAUCAGCGGCCGCCGCCGAGGAAGCGGAGGGCGACCGGCGGGGGGAGAGGGAGGAGGGAGAGGGUGGUGGGGAGGAGAGUGGCGGCGCCUCCGCCGCCGGAGAAGAGGGGUCCGGUGGCGCCGGUGAGGGCGGUGCGGGGGCGGACGGUGGCGGCGCCGCCCCGUAAGGUGGCAGAGGGAAAUGGUAAUGGGAAUGAGAAUUUGAACGGGAAGAAUGUUGAGGAGGGUUAUGGGAGGUCUCCGGUGAGAGAGAAGGAGGUGGGGCCGCCUCCGCCGCCGCGGAAGGAGAGUGAGGAGAAGACUCUGGCGGCGGAGGGGGAAGCUGAGACGCUUGAAAAUCCUGUUGUUUCAUUGGAAUGCUUUAUCUUUUUAUGA
Messenger RNA from Salvia splendens (bonfire salvia), 729 nucleotides. RefSeq names its product serine/arginine repetitive matrix protein 1. Lineage: Eukaryota; Viridiplantae; Streptophyta; Magnoliopsida; Lamiales; Lamiaceae. The record is from RefSeq and is a predicted model, not a curated record. The transcript has a single exon. The coding region runs from base 1 to 729 and encodes 242 amino acids.